AUCAGCAUUUGGAUACUCCGGCCAUCUUGCAUUUGGAGUGUGCACAUAUUGUUUAAAAAGUCGCUUGUGAUUAACAAGUUACUAAAAUGACUGCCCAUGAUCAAAUUCGAGCUAUGCUCGAUGAACUUAUGGGAACGACACGCGAUGGCGAUACCGACAAGUAUCGAGUGAGGUUUGAUGACCCUCGGGUAUGUAAGAGCUUCCUACUGAACUGUUGCCCUCAUGAUAUUCUGGCCAGCACGCGCAUGGACCUUGGAGAGUGUCCCAAUGUACAUGACUUGGCUCUGCGUGCAGAUUAUGAGCUUGCCGCAAAAAAUAAAGAUUACUUUUAUGAUAUUGAUGCUAUGGAACAUCUCCAAAGCUUUAUAAGUGAUUGUGAUCGAAAGACAGAAGUGGCCAAACGCCGCUUAAAAGAAACACAGGAGGAGCUCAGUGAAGAAGCAAACAGCAAGGCAGAACAAAUCCAUGCCCUGGGUGAACAGAUUGGUACUCUGAUGGCAAGGGCUGAGGAGAUCGGGGCUGCUGGUGAGGUGGAAGAGUCCAUGAAAAUGUUGGAAGAAGUUGAGGCACUCAAGACAAAGAAGAGUCAGGCUGAGAUUGAGUUCAGAAACUCAAUGCCAGCUUCAAGUUACCAGCAACAAAAACUGAGAGUGUGCGAAGUUUGUGGAGCAUAUUUAGGGAUCCAUGACAAUGAUCGUCGACUGGCUGAUCAUUUUGGUGGCAAGUUGCAUUUAGGAUUCAUCACCAUUAGAGAAAAGCUGGAUCAUUUAAAGGCCCUGGUGUCUGACCGCCGAGCUCAAAGAGAAGCCCAGAAGGAGGAGAUGCGCCAGAGACGUGAGAUGGAGAAUGAUGCUGAUCGUGUGCGCGGUGCAGCUCUGGUAGAUCGUAGCCCUAACCGCAAGGGGGGAUAUGACAGAGGGGAUGAGCGUGGGGUGAGAGAUCGCAGCAGGGAGAGAGAGUCAAGAAGAUCCCGUAGCCGUGAUAGACAUAGACGCAAGAGAAGCUCAAGGUCACGAGAUCGUAGUUCCAGGAAAAGAACAAAGCGUAGCCGUUCUAGAUCUAGGAGGUCACGGUCGAACUCAAGAGAGAGGAGACGCCGCUCACGCAGUCAUUCAAGACGUAAGCAUCGCAGACGAAGCCGCUCAGAUAGCAGACCACGUAAUGAAAGGUCACAUUCUAGAUCUAACGAAAAGAAAGCAGAAAACCCUGAGGUUGAAGCAAGUGCAAGAGGUAAUGAAGUAAACUGAGUCAAGAUUUCAGCAGUGUAUAUCAAAAGCCAUUUGUUUUUAAAUAUGCAUUUUAUUCUUAUCUUUGUUAGCUGACUUGUCCAUUUAGUUAUGAAGCAGUUUCAGUUAGAUAAUUCAUUUGGUAUGACAUUUUGAAUGGAAUUUUACCCUUAUCAGAGUUAGCCCUUGGCAUUUAGUUGUUUUUUUUUUAAAGAAAAAUACAUUUGUUAAAAGAAAGUUUACUGAAAUCCAAAUUCAGUGGUGUAAAAUAAAAGUAUUAUUUUUUAUAUUUAUUGGUGGUAGGUUUUUCAAAACGUUUAAAUACAUCUUAUUCUAAAUAGGUUUGAGUAUUAUUUUAAAGUAUUACUGCCGUUUCCACCUAUCUUUUCAGUCUAAAAAUGUUUUAUGACCAUGGUUAUCUGGUCCAAACUUGUAUCAUUUGUUGACCAAGUGUUUUUAACUGCAAAAGUUGUCUUACAUCUUGUGGUUUUCUGUUCAUGUGAGUAUAUUUGAUAAAAAAAAACAAUUGACUGAAAUAUUUGCUUAGAUUAAGCUUGUAAACUUUGUACCCAGUCAAUCCGUGGACUGUUUCCUUCAAUACAUUGAUUGUUACCGUAGAUAUGUCAUCAUGUACAUUUGUUUCAAUAAAAUUUCGUUUUCUGGC
Messenger RNA from Physella acuta, 1890 nucleotides. Its product is annotated as putative RNA-binding protein Luc7-like 1. The record is from RefSeq and is a predicted model, not a curated record. Gene Ontology annotation, molecular function: mRNA binding. Gene Ontology annotation, cellular component: U1 snRNP. Gene Ontology annotation, biological process: mRNA splice site recognition. NCBI's taxonomy places the organism in Eukaryota, Metazoa, Mollusca, Gastropoda, Physidae.